AGGUUUCUCCAGUCAUUCCCGCGCAUAAUAACAACUAACAGCGUUCUUGGGAGGGAAAGAGGGAGAAAGGGAAGAAGCAGAGAAGAGAAAGAGGAGGGAGAAUCUCAAGGAUGCCUGUUGCUCGACCAGAGCUCUCUGAUGCUCGAGUCAUCGCUCAUGUCGACAUGGAUUGCUUCUACGUUCAAGUUGAACAAAGAAAACAACCAGAGUUAAGGGGCUUGCCAACUGCUGUGGUACAAUACAACUCCUGGAAAGGAGGGGGUCUCAUUGCUGUCAGCUAUGAAGCUCGCAAAUAUGGAGUGAAGCGUUCAAUGCGAGGAGAUGAGGCCAAGGAAGUUUGCCCACAAAUUCAUCUGGUUCAGGUCCCAGUUGCACGUGGUAAAGCUGACUUGAACUUAUACCGCAAUGCAGGUUCUGAGGUAGUAUCCAUUCUUGCUAGGAAGGGAAGGUGUGAACGUGCAUCAAUUGAUGAAGUGUAUCUUGACCUUACUGAUGCAGCCAAAACAAUGCUAUCAGAAAAUCCUCCAGAAAUGUUGGAAGCAGUAGAUGAUGAGGUUCUUAAAUCACAUGUUUUGGGCCCUGAUGAGGAUGAAAGAAAAGAAGUUGAAAAUGUAAGAGAGUGGUUCUGUAGGAGCAGUGCUGAACAUCGGGAUAAGUUGUUAGCUUGUGGAGCCAUUAUUGUGGCAGAUCUUCGUAUGCAAGUUUUGAAGGAAACCCAGUUUACAUGUUCUGCAGGCAUUGCUCACAACAAGAUGCUGGCGAAACUAGCAAGUGGCAUGAAUAAACCUGCACAACAAACUGUUGUUCCCUUCUCAUCCGUGGAAGGAUUGCUAGCUUCCUUGCCUAUAAAGAAAAUGAAACAACUUGGAGGAAAACUUGGGAACUCCUUACAAAGUGACCUUGGUGUGAACACUGUCGGUGAUCUAUUGCAAUUUCCAGUGGAAAAGUUACAAGAGCGAUAUGGCAUAAAUACAGGGACUUGGUUAUGGAAUAUUGCCAGAGGCAUCAGCGGGGAUGAAGUUGAGGGUCGUAUUCUUCCCAAGAGUCACGGUUGUGGGAAGAAUUUUCCUGGUCCACAGGCUUUGAGGAAAAUUACUUCUGUUCAACGCUGGCUAAAUGAUCUUUGUGAAGAACUAAGCGAACGGCUUCAAUCUGACUUGGAUCAAAACAAGCGGGUUGCACACACUCUUACCUUGCAUGCUCGGGCAUACAAGUCCAAUGACUCAGAUUCGCAGAGGAAAUUUCCUUCCAAAUCAUGCCCUUUAAGGUAUGGCACUGCAAAAAUCCAAGAAGAUGCCCUUAAGCUAUUCAACUCUGCACUAUGUGAUUUUUUGGGUUCACACAGAGGUGAAACCCAAGGAAAUCCAAACAGCGGAUGGGGUGUAACAGCUCUUUCUGUAUCUGCAAGCAAAAUAUUAGCUGCACCACCUGGAACAGCUUCAAUAUUGAGGUUCUUUCACAGUUGUGAACCAUCUUCGUCUUCAUCAGAGCAGAAUUUCAGUGAGAUCAUCCCAGAUUCUGUACCAUUGUCCCCCUCAGGAAGUUUAAGCUGUUCAGAACUUAAUCAAGCAGGGCCACAGAAAAGGUCUUCAGCGGAAGAAACCCAGAUCAACUGUGGAAGCUCUACUUUGAAUCGAGAUGAUCAGAAAAGGAAAAGUUCUAACUAUAAGGGAGGAUGUUCAAUUUUAGGAUACUUACAGGGCUCCAAACCUUCUUGCUCUUCAUCAAAAUAUGAGGGUGCUGAGAUAGCCCAAGAAGCUCUUCCUGUUCCACCGUCAGGAAUUGAAUAUUGUACAGAGCACAAUCCAGGUCGGCCAUUAAAAAGAUCUCCUGAGGAAGAAAACAGGGUCAGCCAACCUAGUUUGGAUCACAACCUACAAAGAAGGGAGAUGUGGACUUACAAAGUUGAUGAGAUUGAUCCCUCUGUGAUUGAUGAGUUGCCCCCAGAAAUCCAGGAAGAAGUCCGAGGCUGGCUUCGCCCUCCUAAGCGAGCUAAUCCUGUUAAACGAGGUUCUAGUAUCACUAAUUACUAUUUACCUUCCAGAAAGAUGUAAAAAGAUUAAUUGUUCAGAAUAUCCUCACUUUGUUUCAUUGAAAAAGGAAAUUAUAUCUUCCAAAACCUGAGAGCCAUUGUUGAUUCUGGUUAAUGACCUGGAUGGUUAUCUAUGUAGCAACUAGUGCAGGUUCUAGCAACUAUGAUUUCUUUGAAACAAAAUCUGUAUUCUAUGUAUUGGUACCUAUCACACAAGAAGGAAUUGCUUCAUCAACACUUCCAGCUACGGAGAAGAAAUGCUUGACUGUCAGUGUUGCUGUAGGGGAUUCAUACAGUUGUAAUGUAAGCAGUUAUGUGGUGAAACAUAUGCUGUAAGAUGUUUUUUAAAUGUUUAUUUUAUGAGAGUGGUACAUUCAUCAUAA
Molecule: messenger RNA, 2415 nt
Organism: Telopea speciosissima
Lineage: Eukaryota; Viridiplantae; Streptophyta; Magnoliopsida; Proteales; Proteaceae
Product: DNA polymerase eta
Exons: 14
Coding region: 111-2054 (647 amino acids)
Biological process (GO): response to radiation; error-prone translesion synthesis
Cellular component (GO): nucleus; site of double-strand break; replication fork
Molecular function (GO): damaged DNA binding; DNA-directed DNA polymerase activity
Source: RefSeq, a predicted model, not a curated record